This is a messenger RNA of Brugia malayi, 534 nucleotides long. RefSeq lists its product as uncharacterized. The record is from RefSeq and is a predicted model, not a curated record. Lineage: Eukaryota; Metazoa; Nematoda; Chromadorea; Rhabditida; Onchocercidae. The transcript is spliced from 5 exons. Bases 1 to 534 code for a protein of 177 amino acids.
AUGUCUGAAGCGAUCUCUCGUGGAAGUGGUAAUGGAAAUGACUCUAGUUUUAUCAAAGGGAAGGUGAUAGAUGUGAUAGGGCACGGAACACCGCGGCGUGCUUUGGGUGAUUUGAAAAAUGUAUUUGCGACACCGGUUAGUGUUGCUAUCAAACGAAGAAUUCCAGAAAAAUCUCAAUCGUCAUUUGAUGUAUUACAUGAUAAAAAAACUAAUAAACACGAGAGGAAUGUAGUUUUUGCACCGGAAACUGGAGAUUUCGAUCCAGUGCAAGAAACUGACGAUACUAUCGAAAAGUUUAACUUCGAAGAACAUAUAGAGACAUAUGAAGAGAUAUUUCCUAAACCCGAACAAAGGAUUGAUGUGGCUGAUUUACUGCGCAACGUGCAAACCGAUGAUCGCUUCCUGCGAAGUCUUUUCAGUGAAUUGUUGGAUGAGAACAGUCUCAAACUGUUAAAUGAAAAAAACCCAAUGACAAACGGAGACUGUGACAAAACGCUUACUGAAAUUCUUGGUGGUGAAGUAACCGAGCAAUAA